Molecule: messenger RNA, 2118 nt
Organism: Tachysurus fulvidraco (yellow catfish)
Lineage: Eukaryota; Metazoa; Chordata; Actinopteri; Siluriformes; Bagridae
Product: zinc finger protein 235-like
Exons: 3
Coding region: 248-1015 (255 amino acids)
Biological process (GO): regulation of cytokine production; negative regulation of transcription by RNA polymerase II; regulation of immune system process
Source: RefSeq, a predicted model, not a curated record
GUGGGGCCUUACUCAGUGGUGCACCGCGGGUAUAUAUGUAAUGACUACAAGCAGACUUGCUCAGUAGCAUCGUGCAGACGGAGACUGGUGUACUUAAAGGAGACACCGUGACAUUUUAGUUGAGGUCCUCACUGAGAAGACUGCUGAGAAAUUACUGGGAUUUAAGAAAAAAAAUCACUUCGACUUGUGAAACUUCGUCAUCUGGCUGUCUUCACACAAUUAAACACCACAGACGGAUCUGUACAGAAUGGGCAAGAAAAUAAGUCACUACUGCUCACAGUGUGGGAAGAGUUUUGCCAAGCCGAAUUUUCUCAAACAACACAUGUACGUUCACACAGGAGAGAAACCAUAUUGCUGUUCACAAUGUGGACAAAGUUUUAAACAACAAAGUCACUUAAACAGACAUAAACUUGUUCACUCAGGAGAAAAGCCGUUUCGGUGCUCAGAGUGUGAAAAAAGUUUUGCUUGCAGUUGGUAUCUCAAAAAACAUGAGCUCAUUCACACAGGAAAGAAGCCUCAUUGCUGCUCACACUGUGGGAAGGGUUUUAGAGUCACAGAUUAUUUAAAAGUCCAUGAGCGCAUUCACACAGGACUGAAGCCAUAUUUUUGCUCACACUGUGGGAAGAAUUUUGGAACAUCACGUGAAUUAAAAACCCAUGAGCGCAUUCACACAGGAGAGAAGCCAUAUCACUGUGUACACUGUGGGAAGAGUUUUAGAAAUUCAAAUGGUUUUAAACAACACCAGCGCAUUCACACAGGAGAGAAGCCGUAUCAAUGCUCACAGUGUGAGAAGGGUUUUAGAAGUUCAAGUGGUUUUAAAGAACACCAACGCAUUCACACAGGAGAGAAGCCAUAUCAAUGCUCACUGUGUGAGAAGGGUUUUAGAAAUUCAAGUGGUUUAAAAGAACACCAACGCAUUCACACAGGAGAGAAGCCGUAUCAGUGCUCACACUGUGGGAAGAGAUUUACACAAUCAGGUAAUUUGAAAGUUCACCAACGCAUUCAUACAGGUUGAAAACUCAACAAAGUAUUUAUCUGUAUCACUGCUGAAACUGUGGGAAUAAUAAUAAUAAUAAUAAUAAUAAUAAAACUGACCAGCACCUUCACACAGGAGUGAAACCAUAUUAUGGUUCAUACGGUGGAGUUUUACAAAGUAAACUGGUUUGAAAAGUCAUGAAUUUAUUCACAAUAGUGAGAAAUGUAUUGCAUAUCACAGUGUUAUUGCUUUAAAAAGUACCUCAUUUGCAUGCAUUGCUUAAUUAGCAGAACAGAAGAAGGUGUCUUUGGUUUGGACGACAGAAGCAGCUUUUGAUUUGUUAAAGGACCUUUAUACUACUACAUCUUUAGCUAGCUGUGAUUACAGUAAGCAUUUCCUGUUGUACGUGUCUGAUAAACAGGGGUUUUCUAAUGCCAUUUUAUUUCAGUAAUGGAGUUAGCAGCAAAAUAAUCUCUCAUGCGUGUAAGAUAGGCUAUGAUGUGAUACUUUCUUUACCAGAGCUGACAAUUAAGAGGGACCAGACAGUUAAUCUGUCAGACACCAUUUUGUAUGGUGAGCAACAUGAUUGUCAGUUAACUUCUACUAGCACCAUGAAUGCAUGGCAGGACUUAGAAAGUCAACCAGUACAACACACAGAUAUACCUUUUUUUGUAGAUGGUCAUCCUUCGUGGCCUAGAGGGAAAUUUGGCUGUUUACACAGUUGUCACCUUGUCAUGAGGUAGCAGGUUUUGUUACUGUAUAGCCAAUGAACCAUGUUCAAUGCAAUUGUUCAGUUACCACUUUGGUUCCACUUGGGCACAGAGAGGCCUUUAUUUUAUGGAUUGGUUGUUCUGGUUUUGGUUGUUUUAUGCUCUUUUUUUUUUUUUUUUUUUUGACUGAUUGGCUUGGGCAUGACUUGAACACUCCUGAAUUUCAUCAUGGCAUUGCAUUUAAACAAAGUGUGGUGGUUAAACAGGGGGCUGCUAAGCCACUUCUUAGGCAUUUUGUAGAUGCUCUCCAGUUCUGUGUUUUCCUGACAUUUUAUUCUGUUAAUACUCUUCUCAUUCCAUCACAAACAUUAUUGAUUCUUGUUUCUUGUUUUUCUGCUGGUAAUGGCUGUAAUAAAUUAUUUUUUGAGCUAA